Messenger RNA from Parathielavia appendiculata, 1617 nucleotides. RefSeq names its product Bud-site selection protein. NCBI's taxonomy places the organism in Eukaryota, Fungi, Ascomycota, Sordariomycetes, Sordariales, Chaetomiaceae. The record is from RefSeq and is a predicted model, not a curated record. Gene Ontology annotation, cellular component: 90S preribosome; nucleus. Gene Ontology annotation, biological process: maturation of SSU-rRNA. The transcript has 2 exons. The coding region runs from base 187 to 1617 and encodes 476 amino acids.
CUAGUGGGGCCCGUUCCCGACGGGACCCACUGAAUUUUGAAGGGCGAGCAGAUCCAAUUGAGGUGAUCUUUUCCCAUCAACGAAGCUCCAAGUCACCACCAUCCAGCGACAACCCCCUGACUCACCCUAAGUGUUGCGACACACCCAGGCAAUACCAGCACACCGGUCAAAACCCCGCAGUCCAUCAUGCCGAAACGCAAACGGGACGAGUCUGUCGAUGCCCUCUUUUUCCGCUAUCGCACCGACCUCUUCCACGCCCUGAAAACCGCCAAGGGCUUCGAACGCCAGCGCCAGUCCAAGCGCCUGCAUGACCCCGCGACGGACGCCGACAAGCGGGCGCGCAUCGAGAACGAGGUGGUCGUCCUCAAGUCACUCGACCUGCACCAGACCGCCCACGCCCACCUCUGUUCGUCGCUGCUCAAGAUUAAGGCCGUGGCUGAGUCGGACAGGCUGCCCAACGAGAUCAAGGCUAGUGUUCCUAAGCCGGAUCUGACGGACGAGGAGAAGGCGCUGUUGCAUAAUGUCACCAGCUCGUUGUUUAACCGGGCUGAGGUGAGAGGGGUGGUGGAGAAGGCGGUGGAGGCCGUGUGUAGAGCGCUAGGGGUGCCGGUGCCGGAGAAGAGGGGGAAGGUGAAGAAGGACAAGGAGGCGAAAGAGGGCGGGAAGAAGGCGGGGAAGGGUGAUAAGGUGAAGGAUGGGGCGGAGGAGAAGGAAAAGAAAAAGAUUUGGGAAAAGGUCGAUCAUAUCGACCAAGCUGUGGGCGGAGAAGUUGCUGACGAAGAAGAGAAGGCUAUUUCCCAACUUGACCAGCUGUUGGGACUAGACUCCGGCGAGGAGAAGGACGAGGACGAAGAAGUAGUCUUGAUCAAGGGCAGGACUAGGAAACCAACACGCGCUGAGUUGGACCCAAUGGAAAUCACAACCGAUGAGGAGGGGGAUGAUGAAGACGACGACGAGGACUUAGAUCCGAUGGAGAUUACCGAUGAGGAGGAAGGGGCCGGCAGCAGCGAAGCCGAAUUCAACGGUUUCAGUGACCCAGACGAAGAGGCCCAGCAGAGCUCGGCCAGCGACGACGAGGAUGCCUCCGAUGCGGAGGGUUCUGCUUCUUCCGUCUCCCGUUCGCCACCAGCAAAAAGAGUCGCAACCUCCAAAAAGACGACGGGGGGCCUCAAACCCACAGAUUCUACCUUCUUGCCGUCACUUAUGGGCGGCUAUAUCUCUGGAUCGGAGUCGGCAUCGGACGUCGAUGUCGCUCCCCAAUCACGCAAGAAUCGCCGAGGACAGAGGGCGCGGCAGGCGAUCUGGGAAAAGAAGUAUGGGAAUAAGGCAAAGCACCUGCAGAAGCCUGCCAAUGGCCGCGAUGCAGGAUGGGACCUUAAGCGUGGUGCAGUCGACGGGGACUCAAAGCCAUGGAAACGCGGUAUCCGUAACCCCUUACUGGACAAAUCGAGGGGUUCAGGGGCGAACGAAACGGAGCUCGGUCCACCCAAGAAAGAACCGCCGCCGAGGAAGCGGGAUGACGCUGGCCCGCUUCAUCCCAGUUGGGAGGCGAAGAGGCUGGCCAAGGCGAAGCAACAGACAGCUGCAUUUCAAGGGAAAAAGAUCACGUUUGACUGA